UUAUUUUAUCUCAUUUCAAAGAUUAUGAAACGUAUACCUUAACAUAUUUUCUCAUGACUCAGUUACGUACGAAAUAUUGAGAUCGUGGUUCGGUCUGCGUGUAAUUUAUUUCCUGCCUGGAUGUGAAGCGUAUAAAUAAUUCAGUUGUUUACGCUGCAUACGCAUUGUAAUAAUAAAAAGUUUAAGUGUAUAGCAAUAUGGUGGUUAGACAUAAGGAUAUUUUCUUCGCAAAUAUUGCAGGCGUUGACCACGGAGAAUGUCAUUUGGAUUUGUAUCUUCCUGAUAAAUUGCAGGAUCGUGAUAUCAGAUACUCAGACCAGGAUUUGAAUGAGGAAAAGGCAACUGAGGAUGAUAAAUACGAUAGUAUUAAGGAAGUUUUAAAUGCUCAAGAUGACAGAAGUAAUGUUUCAGUGGAUAGCGAGGGGAUUUACAAUCAGGAAAAACUCUUGACGGGUGACGGGACAAGAGAUAAAAAUGUUGACACAUUUUAUUUAGACAGUGGGAGGAGUAAAGAUACGGAUUCAGGUAGCUCCGGUGUGCCUUUCGUUUUAUUUAUUCACGGAGGCGGCUGGCGACGCGGAGGACGUGCGGCAUGGAAGCACUUCCUUUAUUUCGAUGUUAACUUCCUUGUUGCUUUUUUACAGUUUUUUGUAGGCACUUACGGCAACAUAGGCGAGGUCCUUGCCGAGAACAACAUAGCGUGUGCCGUGGUUUCUUAUCCUCUUACAGAGGCGGGGCCAGUGGUAUUGUUAGUAGAAAUGCUCCUUUCGUACAUACAGUCCGCUUUCUUUGUGUUUGUCAGUUCUUUACCAAUAUUUGGAAUAUUAUUACUCUAUAGAACAAUAUUCCACAGUAGUCACAACAACACAUACGAGCUUAUUUUCAAGGAAAAUGACACAUUCAGUGUUUUCAGGGCGUGUGUUCUUCUUGCUUCGCUUAUUACGAACAUCGCAACGUCACUGCUCUUUUUCUUAAGUAGGAGACAAUUCAACAUUUCAUUUAAGCAGAUAAGAUGUUUAAGUGUAGCCCUGGGCGUGUCUUUAGUAAUAGCUUACAACUCAAGUUCUCCAGUGCACCAUCUUGUGAUUUUAACAUUAGUUUUGAACCAGAUCAUGAUAUUUUACCAAAGAAUUAGACGACACGGAUCAACGUAUGAAGAACAGGUCAAGGCGGUGGCUCAAGCGGUAAAAUGGGCUAAAUGUUUCAGUGAAGAGACUGGAAAGACGGAUGUAAAUCGUUUAUACUUGAUGGGUCAUUCUGCAGGCGGUCACUUGGUAACCCUGUCGGCUCUGGACGAGUCUAUUCUGGCCUCGGUUGCAUGUUCCACAAAUGAUUUAAAGGGUGUUAUUUCCAUAUCCGGCGUGUAUGACCUUCUCUGCUUAAACAAACAUUGGCUACGUCACGUAUACCUGGAGCCGACAUUUGGCAGGAGCCCGAACAAGUGGCUUGAUGCAUCACCAGCGCAUUUAGCAAAGAGGACCAAAAGUUCAAAUAUUAUGCCAAAAUUUCUUUUGAUGUUAGCCGAAAAGGACUUAUUUUUAAAAUCACAGUCUUUCAAAUUCGCAAGGACAUUAGACGAGCUGCAGGUUGAAUGUAAGCAUGUCGAAAUAAGAAAAUCAAACCAUUUUAAUAUUGUAACAAACACAAGUACCAGGGAAGGGUCAACCCUGUCUCAUGUUUUAGACUUUGUUAAAUAGUUGGUAAUUUUGAAUAACAAGUUAGAAUGAAUUGUUUAGAUAAUUAUUUUUAUCUGUCGAACGCAACCACCAGUAAAGGGUAAAGUUAUGAAAGUUUGAUAGCAAACCUUUUAAUUAUUGUAUUAAAAAAAAGAAAGAAAUUAAACAAAAACGGUGAAGGAGUAGCCCUAUUAUAUAUAAUAGACUUUGUUAUGUUUGCAAGAAUAAAUACAUAUAAAAUCUA
This is a messenger RNA of Mercenaria mercenaria, 1920 nucleotides long. RefSeq lists its product as uncharacterized. The coding region runs from base 198 to 1697 and encodes 499 amino acids. The transcript has 2 exons. Gene Ontology annotation, molecular function: serine-type peptidase activity. The record is from RefSeq and is a predicted model, not a curated record. NCBI's taxonomy places the organism in Eukaryota, Metazoa, Mollusca, Bivalvia, Venerida, Veneridae. Gene Ontology annotation, biological process: proteolysis.